Staurois parvus is the source of this 365-nucleotide messenger RNA. The record is from the annotation of a GenBank genome assembly. NCBI's taxonomy places the organism in Eukaryota, Metazoa, Chordata, Amphibia, Anura, Ranidae.
AGUUCUCCCUGUCAGCUCGUACACACUGCUUUACAUGGCUGUGCACAGCACAGCCAUACAAACAGUGUGCUUACAGUGAAGCACAAACACACCCAGCACACAGUUAACCCUUUGAUCGCCCCUCAUGUUAACCCCUUUCUGCCCAGUGGAAUUAGUACAGUGUCAGUGUUUUUUUUUUUAGUACUGAUCACUGUAUUUGUGUCACUGGGGAUGCCAGUGACACCAAGUCAGUUCCCCCCCAGUGUCAGAAUGCCCACCGCAGUCCCGCUAUAAGUCGCUGAUCGCCGCCAUUAGUAGUAAAAAUAAAAAAUAAGAAAAAAAAUUGGGAUUUAUUUUAGCAAAGACAUGUAGUAGAAUACAUUUUG